Mucor velutinosus is the source of this 546-nucleotide messenger RNA. RefSeq lists its product as uncharacterized. Lineage: Eukaryota; Fungi; Mucoromycota; Mucoromycetes; Mucorales; Mucoraceae. The transcript has 2 exons. The coding region runs from base 1 to 546 and encodes 181 amino acids. The record is from RefSeq and is a predicted model, not a curated record.
AUGGCAACAACAAAUCAACAAGCUAACCAACAUUUACAUAACGAGUUUGACAAAUUAAACAUGAAUGAUAUCGACACUAAUACAACCAAAAGUUGUUCUCAGCUUGAAAUUGACAAUGCAUACCUUCAGCAACAAAAUUCACAUCUGAACAAAGAGCUAUCGUUUGCAAGAUAUACGAUCAAUGCUCUUAAAGGGAUAACCAAUCAAAGAGAUACUGCAUUGAAUGAGACCAGGCAGGAACUGGAAAAAGCCAUGCAACAUAUCCAAUUAUUAACCUACACACUAAGACAACAACAACGAUACAGCCUGUCUGGCAUAGGCCUUGUCAACGAUACCGAUUUAUCCGACGAUCAAGAGUUAUCUGAAGAAGAUGAAUUUGAAGAGAACCAGAGACAGCAAUCUCUCCAUCAACAACAAGCACAGCAACAAUCUCAACGCCGCCCUCUGGAUAUCAUGUCAAAGUUACCUCUUCGUCAGCCUCCAAUGACGGAUGAAAUCUUUAUGCCUGAUCAUCAUCAUGUCACCAACAUUGGUAUGGAUUAUUGA